This is a messenger RNA of Notodromas monacha, 1425 nucleotides long. Lineage: Eukaryota; Metazoa; Arthropoda; Ostracoda; Podocopida; Cyprididae. The record is from the annotation of a GenBank genome assembly.
UUGACGUGUUGCAGGUGUCGGAAGACAAAAGCGUCAAUUCAGUAGUGAUUCGGUGUGUUGCUGAAAUCCUUCUGUGAAACUCGCCAUGGCUGCUUAUCCGAGGGGAACAAUCACUCCUGCGAGAAACUUUGACGCCGAAGGUCUUUGCAAUCGACUUCGCAAGGCGAUGAAGGGCCUCGGAACGGAUGAGAAAGCGAUUAUCGACAUUCUGUCGCACGUCGACAAUCGUCAGCGCCAAGAGCUGAAGCACAAGUUUAAAGCCAUGUUCGGAAAGGAUCUCGUUGACGAAUUGAAGAGUGAGCUUGGGGGGAAUUUCGAGAGCGUCGUUCUGGCACUGAUGGAACCACCGUUGGAGUACUUGGUCUCUUGGCUCAACCGAGCGAUGAAGGGCCUUGGAACCAAUGAAUAUGCGCUGAUCGAAAUUCUGUGCGGCCGACCGAACCAAGAAAUCAUGCUGCUGAAACAAGCCUUCCGCGCAAUGUUCGGCAAGGAUUUGGACCAUGAGCUCAAGAAAGAACUCAGCGGGGACUUCGAAUACCUGAUGAGAUCCACGGUAGCUGGUGCUCGAGAUGAAAAUCCGCAGGUGGAUUUUGCGCAAGCCCAACACGACGCUCAGGUGCUGAAGCGCUUGCCUCAUGUUGCCAAAAUCCGACACGCUCUUAAACCCGGGUUUUCGUUCUUUCAGGCGCUGUACCAAGCUGGCGUUGGGAAGAACUUCGGUACUGACGAAUCCACAUUCAUCACCGUUCUCAACGUGCGGUCGUACAACCAGCUCCGAGAGAUCUUCUCUGCGUAUCACCGCUUCGCCCAGCAUACGAUUGAGGAAGCCAUAAAGAAGGAAUUAUCUGGAGCUUUCCGAGACGGAAUGCUUGCGAUUGUGCAAAGGGUUCAAGAUCCACCUACAUAUUUCGCUUCGAGGCUUUACACCAGCAUGAAGGGAGCAGGCACAGAUGAUGGCACUCUGAUUCGUGUCGUUGUUUCUCGAUCAGAACUCGAUUUGGCUGAAAUCAAGCAGCGGUUCCAGCAAAUGUACGGCGUUUCUCUCGGAGAUAUGAUCAAAAACGACACCAAAGGAGAUUACAGGAAGAUGUUGAUGGCAAUCGUGGACCCGGAGUGAGGCACGAUGCCAAAGCUGGUCACGAACGAUCCAUCAUUUUGUUCGCUUGUAUUUGAUACCGUAACCCUUGCGUUACUACACUGGAAGAGUUCGAUGUUCAGAAAUUGGUUUCAUUGUGCAUGUUGGAUUCCGUGUAAUAGUUUCUUUCUUGUUCGAAUAUUUCUCCCGUCUACAAUGCUUAAUUUAUCGUCCCACAAUUAUUUCUGUCGCUUCCGCCGGGACCGUCUCGGUGGUUUAUUGUCUUUUACCUUGCAGAUGUAUAUGCAUUGCAUGCUGAAAUAAAGCAAAGCUUGUCAAAAUUGGAAAUA